This is a messenger RNA of Morone saxatilis (striped sea-bass), 2067 nucleotides long. RefSeq names its product NACHT, LRR and PYD domains-containing protein 3-like. The record is from RefSeq and is a predicted model, not a curated record. Gene Ontology annotation, molecular function: protein binding. Lineage: Eukaryota; Metazoa; Chordata; Actinopteri; Moronidae.
AUGACAAAAGGGAUCGCUGGCAUUGGAAAGACAGUCACUGUCCAAAACUUCUCCCUUAACUGGGCAGAGGGAAAAUCCAAUCAGCACAUUGAUUUCAUCUUCGUGUUUCCUUUUAGAGAGCUGAACAUGCUCAAAGAGGGCAAGUACAGUCUGCUGCAACUUCUUCUUCACUUCUACCCCGAACUGAACCUGCUAGAAGAUACACAGCAACUUGUUAACAAGCAAGUGCUGUUCAUCUUUGACGGUUUGGAUGAAAGUAGUUUUCCUCUGGACUUUGAAGGGGGCAGGAAAGUGAGUGAAAUAGCCCAGCGAUCAACAGUGAACGUGUUGCUGACAAACCUGCUGCCUAACGCUCUCGUCUGGAUAACUUCCAGACCUGCAGCAGCCAAUCAGAUCCCUCCUAAAUGUGUUGACAGGGUAACAGAAGUGCAAGGGUCCGAUGACCAACAGAAGGAAGAAUACUUCAUGAAGAGAUUCAGCAGUGCUAGUCAGGCCAAAUAAGUCCUAUCCUGUCUCAGAGGGAUGAUAAGCUUCUAUUUCAUCCCAAUCUUUUGUUGGAUCAUAGCUGAGGUAUUUAAGGAAGGAUGGAGUGUCCAGACAAAUCGAAGGAUCAAUGAUGAGUUGUACAUUCACUAUUUACUCAUUCAAACAAGAAGAACAACACAUAAAUAUGGGAAGAAAAGCACAAAUAAUGCAGCCAUGCUUUUAAAUCUGUCCAAGUUGGCGUUUGAACAGCUGCAGAAAGGAAACAUCAUGUUCUAUGAAGAGGAUCACAGAGAAUGUGGCAUUGAUGUCGACAAAGCUUCAUUGUUUUGUGGAUUUUUUGAAAUCCUGAAACAAGAACAUGGCCUGUACCAGAAAAAAAAUUUCAGCUUUGUGCAUUUAGGCUUCCAGGAGUUUCUUGCUGCUCUUUACAUGUUCCAUUGCUAUCUGAGCUUGCAUGAGGUGCAGAGGAAAGUUGUGGACAAAGCUUUGCAGAGUGAGAAAGGCCAACUGGACCUGUUUCUCGGCUUCUUCCUUGGAUUCUCACUGGAGUCCAAUCAGAUGAUGCUAAAAGGUCUACUGCCGAAGACAAAGACCAGCUCAGACACUGCUGAAGAGAUGAAGAGGUAUCUUAGAAAUUUUCAUGUAGGAAAUAUCUUAUCAGAGCGGUGCAUGAAUCUUUUCCUCUGCAAAUUUGAGCUGAAUGAAGAGAGAUUUCAGGAUGACGUCAGAAUGUAUCUAGAUUCAGGAGUAAGACUCUCACCCAUUGACUGCUCGGUACUGUCCACCCUGCUGCAGAUAUCUGGGAAACUGGUGGAUGAACUUGAUCUGACAAAAUCCUUUACACCGUUAGUGGGAGUUGAGAAACUUCUCCUGCUAAUGAAGAACUGCAAGAAAGUUGUUCGACCGACUCAUGCUUGCGAGAACUGUGCCUGGUGUAUUUCUCUAAUGCCAACGUUCCUCUUUCCGACUCUCUUUGUUGCACUGGGAAGUCCUGACUGUAAACUGGAGACACUGAGCAUGCCUGGUUGUCACCUGAAAAGUAAAUGCUGUCAGGUGUUUGCCUCACUUCUCUGCUCACACUCCCAGCUGAGACAGCUCGACCUCAGUCGGAACGACCUGAGGGAUUUAGGAGUGCAAUUGCUCUCUGUGGGACUAGGAAGUUCAAAAUGUAGGCUGGAGAUACUGAGGCUGUCACGUUGUGGGAUCACAGAGGACGGCUGUGCCUCCCUGGCCUCGGCUCUGAGGUCUAACCCGUCCCAUCUGAGAGAGCUGGACCUCAGCUACAAUCAUCCAGGGGAGGCAGCAGUGAGGCUGCUUGAGAGACUGCACGACCCAGAAUGUAGAAUGGAAAAACUCAAGUUGGUAUACUAUGCCUGUGAUCUCACGCUUGACCCCGACACAGUGAAUGAACACCUCCUCCUGUCCGAGUGCAACAGGACGGUGAGCCACACUGAAGAGAAGCAGCCGUAUCCCGAUCACCCAGAGAGAGAGAGACUGGGGUUGUUCCUGGACUGUUCACUGAGCCUCUGCACCCGGCGUUCACUGUUUGCUUGGGAUCUCUCGCCCUGUCCGGCGCAGUGA